UUAUUCAUUCAAAAAAUGUGUCAGCUUUGACAGUUAGAUAACCUCACAUGUUAUCGCCUUAUUUAUUCAAAAAAUGUAACUAAAAACUUGAUUUAACCCUUGUUGUUACUUCCGGUGGGACAUCUACAUGUUCUAAAUGACUUUUAUGUAGCCCCAAAACAAUGUGAGUCAAAUUCCGAAAUCGUAUUCUUGAGGCAUCAGAAUUAGAAAGUUGCACUACUUCCAAUAAGACGAAAAUGUCGCAGAAAGUGGAAAAAAUCAGUCCUACGGUUUACAUAGUUUUUAUGUCCCUUUUAUUGGAUUUACUAGCAUUUACCAUGAUUCUCCCGUUGUUACCCUCACUGCUUGAAUAUUACAAAAUAAACGACACCACAGGUCUGUACUCAUGGCUUUCAAGACGCAUCCAGUUUUUCCAAGAGUUUGUGGGGGCCCCGGAGAAAUACAAUUCGGUACUUUUUGGGGGCUUCCUUGGCUCAAUGUUUAGUUUUUUGCAAUUCCUUGUCUCCCCCAUCGUCGGGGGAGUCUCAGAUGUUGUGGGGCGAAAAAAAGUCAUGGUCACAUGUUUGAUUGGAAUAUCAACAUCGUAUGUUUUGUGGUGCUUAUCAAGUAAUUUAGUUUUAUUUAUUUUGGCACGAUUUCUGGGGGGAAUAAGCAAAGGAAACGUUUCUUUAAGCAUGGCUAUAAUCGCUGAUGUUUCAACAAUGAGCACACGAGGCAAAGGAAUGGCUUUCGUUGGUAUUGCUUUUUCUUUGGGUUUCAUCGUGGGGCCGUUAAUAGGGGCCAUAUUUGCAGUUUGGGCCAAGAAAAAAGUCGGAAAUUGGUUCAUAGUCCCUGCACUAUUUGCACUCUUAUUAUCACUUGCUGAUUUAAUUUUUUUCAUUUGUUGUUUCAAGGAAACUUUACCGGAGGAAAAACGUGCCAAAAGUGUGAAAACAAGUCUCAAAAGUGCCAAAUCUUUCAUUAAUUGGAAAGAUUUAUUCCAGUUUAAAGCCGUAACUGGCUUAAAACCGUCCGAUAUGUUUGAAUUGAGACGUCUAGGACGGGUCUAUUUCGUCUAUUUAUUUAUUUACAGUGGGCUUGAAUUCACCCUAACAUUUUUAACCCAUCACAUCUUCAAUUACAAUUCAAUGCAACAAGGGUGGAUGUUUUUCAGUAUUGGGGUCACAAUGGCCCUGAUGCAAGGGGGGUAUGUGCGUCGAAUAUCGCCCCAAAAAAUCAAGCCCACUGCUAUUUGCGGACUGUGGAUUAUUGUGCCUUCAUUUGUUUGCGUGGGGUUGGCCCAAGGGCCCCUUUUACUCUAUUUCGGCCUAUUUUUAUUCGCUGUUUCAACAGCAAUGGUGGUCCCGUGUAUUAUGACAAUGGCUUCUGAACAUGGUAAAGAUAACCAAAAAGGGACAGUUAUGGGCAUUUUUAGGUCAUUGGGGGCUCUAGCACGGGCCUUAGGACCGAUUUUCGCCAGUAUUGCGUUCUGGAGCGUAGGGUCGAAAAUUACAUACUUGUGUGGUGCUUUGGGGCUACUUUGGCCCGUCUUGACUUUAACAAAAAAGCUUUAACAGUAUUUAUAUCAGUAUUUAUUUGAGGAAAAAGGAAAUACAAUAAUUUUUGACUUUAAA
Messenger RNA from Tribolium madens (black flour beetle), 1613 nucleotides. RefSeq names its product major facilitator superfamily domain-containing protein 10 (gene rtet). Gene Ontology annotation, cellular component: brush border membrane. The record is from RefSeq and is a predicted model, not a curated record. The transcript is spliced from 6 exons. Lineage: Eukaryota; Metazoa; Arthropoda; Insecta; Coleoptera; Tenebrionidae. Gene Ontology annotation, molecular function: transmembrane transporter activity. The coding region runs from base 237 to 1553 and encodes 438 amino acids. Gene Ontology annotation, biological process: transmembrane transport.